Molecule: messenger RNA, 2730 nt
Organism: Anarrhichthys ocellatus (wolf-eel)
Lineage: Eukaryota; Metazoa; Chordata; Actinopteri; Perciformes; Anarhichadidae
Gene: rgs9a
Product: regulator of G protein signaling 9a
Exons: 15
Coding region: 113-1477 (454 amino acids)
Biological process (GO): regulation of G protein-coupled receptor signaling pathway; G protein-coupled receptor signaling pathway; intracellular signal transduction
Cellular component (GO): cytoplasm; plasma membrane; neuron projection
Molecular function (GO): GTPase activator activity
Source: RefSeq, a predicted model, not a curated record
AGUCCACUACAUGCACACACUUCUCUGUCAGCAACUGUAUAUAUUAUAACUGGAGUAUUUCACAUCAGGAUUUUCUUCAAACACCUGAUUUGGUCUUCAUCCGUCUGCAAAUAUGACAAUUAGAACAGUCCGUCCAAACCGGGUACAACAUUUCCGGCCUCGCACGCACUGCUUCAAAAAGCUGGAGGCCAUUGUGGUGGACAUGCAGGAUCCCAACAGUGGGGUCAAGGGCUCGGAGCAAAAACUCAACGUCAAUACCAUCCCACAUGUCAUCACUGGUAAAGACGUCAUCGCAUGGAUCACCACCAAGAUGAAGACCACUCCAGAAGAGGUUCAGGCCAUUGGCACCAUGUUAGUGGCCUACGGCUACAUCUACCCCCUGCAGAACCACAAGAAGCUGGUGAUGUGCAACGACACCAGCCUCUACCGCUUCCAGACCCCGUACUUCUGGCCUACACAGAAGUGGGUUGCAGAGGACUCUGACUAUGCCAUUUACCUGGCAAAGAGGAACAUCCGCAAGAAAGGCAUGCUAGAACCCUACGAACAGCCCAGCAAGGGCCCACGCCUCUGCACCACCUAUCCCAGUGCUCCCCCCACCCCACAGGUCCCCCUCCCCAAGCUCAUCAGGGGCCCAUGCCUCUCCAAACAAACUGUUCCCAUGGUAACAUUAUGUAUUCUUGUCUCUCAGAAAAUCACUUUUGAUGCAUACAGACGCAUGAACUUGUUCUACCAACAAGCUAUCAUGAGGUCAAAGGUGAAAUCUAGUGUGUCCCUCGGAGCACUGGCCAAGUACGUGACAACCUACAAAAACCACGACCCGUUCCUGGCUCCCUGUCUACCCAGCAACCCCUGGCAAACAGACAAUGACGCAUACUGGACUUACAACACGAGACGAGUUAACGUUCCCACUAAGAUGCGAGUCGAGCGCUGGUCCUUCAGCUUGUUCGAGCUGCUGAACGACCUGCGAGGCCGAGACGACUUCAAGAUCUUUCUCAAGAAGGAGUUCAGCGGCGAGAACUUGGCUUUUUGGGAGGCAGCUGAAGAACUGAAGUGGGGCACGGCAUCUUCCAUGUCAUCAAAAGCUGAGACCAUUUUCAAGACCUUCCUGGUCCCCGGUGCCCCCCGCUGGAUCAACAUUGAUGGCAGGACAAUGGGUCUGACAGUGAAAGGCCUGGACCAUCCUCACCGCUACGUGCUGGAAGCAGCCCAGACACACGUGUUCCUGCUCAUGAAAAAGGAUACUUUCUUCCGUUACCUCAAGUCACCGGUGUACAAAGACAUCCAGAAGAAGGCACUGAACCCUGAGUCUCACAGCUUCAGUCCAGCCCAGCUGGAGCAAAAUGCUCAGAAUCGAAGCCUAGGCAUCCAUCCCAUCAUCCUCUGGCAGCAGGAGGAGGAGGAAAAGGCCAAGGCUGCUAUUGCCUCCGCUCCUGUCGACGUCAAGGCCAUGAUGAGCAAAAUAGACAGGAAGAAGUAGAUAUGUAUUUGUGGUUGUGUAUUCUACAUGUCAUGUCACACACUAGUACUAGGGAUGGGACCAUAUAGGAUUUUAUAUCGAAUCGCAAUAAAAAACGCUCCCAAUAAGUUGAUGGUGGUGAAUUUCUAUUAUCAGCAUAAUCACGAAUAUCAUCACACGAGUAAAACUCAGAAGUAAAAAAUAGUCUGAUUUAAAAGAUACAGGAAUUAUCAUGUAAGAAAGCACAAACUCACAAUCCAGGGGGACAUUAUGACUUACGAUUACCUUAUUUACGGUUGUUUUUCACUUAAAAAAGAUGUCAUAUCUGUGAUGCAAUAGAAAUAUUUGUUUCUUAACAAAAUGUAGGUAAAAGUGAUUUUAGUAUGCGUUACUGAUGAUUGUUGGGAAAAUAUUGUGAAUCACAAUUAUUUUCCUGGAUAAUCGUGACGUAAUCAUUUUAUAUGGUCCCAUGCUUGCACAGUACCAACACAGGAACCAGUCCUCCUGUUAGGAUGUAUACACUGUACGGAAUAAUCUGCUAUAGUAUUCAUUAUGGAAGGCUUACUGAACAGACCUACUAGGCACAGGCCCAGGGCCCUCUGACCCCAUGUUUGAUUUGACUCUUUACAUGUCUUGUUGGAAAGUCAAUCAAAUGACUACAAAAAUAUACAACUACAAAUAUAACACAUAUACACGUUAACCACAAAGGCAAAAGAAGACAAAACUACAAAGACACUAAAAAUGAGCACAAGCGGGCGUAGGGUCCUGUUGUCCAGGUUGUACAUGUCCGUGCCCAGUGGGCCUUUGUCUCAUAAUCUGUCCAUAGUUUUCAUUGUCACAGACACAUAUUUGACUGAAAGACUCCGACUCUGCAGAAAUUAGGGCUUUUUUUAGAAAGUGACACAGAUUUUCUAGAGACUUCCCAAAAAUAUGCUGUGUCUCUACAUAAGUCAUGUUAAUGUUUGUAUCAACAAUUCAAAUGUGUCUAAUGUUAAUUACUUAAAUACAAUAUUAUUAGCAUAUAUUACAUCGGCCAAAGCAUUUUGUCUUUAGCCGAGCUUGUAUUAGUUAUAUUUCUUUCAUACAUAUUACCCUUUCUUGUAACAGUGUGAGGAGAUACUGAAUUGGAACCAGUCAUAGUGGAAAUGCACCAUAUAGUAUAUAGUAGCAACAGUACAAUGAUGUUAAAAAGACCCAAUUUGUCUAUGGAGGAUCUGCACACAAUGUAAAUCUGGUUACUUAACCAAAUGUAAUAAAUGAGAUCAAGAUAAGCA